Coregonus clupeaformis (lake whitefish) is the source of this 4283-nucleotide messenger RNA. Its product is annotated as semaphorin-4B. The transcript is spliced from 15 exons. Gene Ontology annotation, biological process: negative chemotaxis; axon guidance; negative regulation of axon extension involved in axon guidance. Gene Ontology annotation, molecular function: chemorepellent activity; semaphorin receptor binding. NCBI's taxonomy places the organism in Eukaryota, Metazoa, Chordata, Actinopteri, Salmoniformes, Salmonidae. The record is from RefSeq and is a predicted model, not a curated record. Bases 493 to 3009 code for a protein of 838 amino acids.
GCAGACACAGACACAGAGCAGGCAGCAGGAGCCCUUUAACUACUGCUACUCUAACGGCGCUACAUGGAUAAUCUACUCGCUAUUCUAUUACCCAUUCCCUGAAGGACAUUUCUCUCUGAGUCACCCUAAAAGGAACCUUUUCUUAAUCUGAAGAUCAUUUUGGCACAGAGCUGUGCUGGAAAGAGAAUCUCAGCUGAGCCCCUGGGGUGGUGUGAGUGCAUGGAGGCUGAUUAGAGGCGGCUGUCCAUUCUGGAAGGCUCGUUGUGAGGUGAAAGGUCAUCAUUCCGAGCCCAGAGUCAUCUGUAGCCCCGGAGGAGCUGCCCGUCUUCACUUUCACAACAGAGCACCAGUCUCCCAUUCAGGGAGCCCAGACCUACAGGAAGAUAGGGAGAGGAAAUAAACACAGGGGAGAAAAAGACGCUCUUCAUGAAUUCCCCAAAAUCGUGAAAGACAGACAGUGUGAUUUGGCUGGCAGUCGUGAGGAGGGGAGCCAUGUGGACAAUAAGCAUGGCCCAGCUCUGUCUCCCGGCCUUCACUCUCCUACUGGCCUACGCCUUUGUCCAAGCAGCUGCCACCGAGGACGAUGUCACUCCACGACUCAGCUUCACUUACAAUGCAAAUGAGAGGUCAGCCAAGAGAUUCUCUGUGGAAGGGGUCUUCAAUUAUACCUCUCUGCUCCUCAGUAGGGAAGAUAACAUGCUCUAUGUUGGAGCACGAGAGCAGCUUUUCGCCCUCAACCUCUCGGAUAUCAGCAGAGUCAAGCUACAACGUAAUCUUACAUGGAGCACCCAUGAGAGGAAGAGAGAUGAGUGCAGUUUCAAAGGCAAAGACCUACAGACUGAUUGCUUCAAUUACAUCAAGAUUUUACUGCGUGUUAACAGUACCCAUCUAUACGUGUGUGGAACCUACGCCUUCAGUCCAACCUGUGCAUACAUAAACACAGCUGACUUCACUCUGGUGAGGAGCCAGACUGGGGAGAUAGUGACAGAGGACGGACGCAACCGCUGCCCUUUCAACCCUGAGUACAAGUCCACCGCCAUCAUGGCUGAUGGAGAGCUGUAUGCUGGGACAGUCAGUAAUUUCCAAGGAAAUGAACCUAUUAUUUACAAGAGCCAGGCACAAGGCGCAGCCCUAAAAACAGAAAACUCCUUGAACUGGCUUCAAGACCCAGCCUUUGUGGGCUCUGCCUACAUCCAGGAGAGCCUGCCCAGAGGCAACCCAGUGGGCGACGAUGAUAAGAUUUACUUCUUCUUCAGCGAAGCAGGAAAGGAGUUUGAUUUCUUUGACAACACCAUUGUGUCGCGUAUCGCUCGCGUGUGUAAGGGUGACAAAGGAGGAGAGAGGGUGCUGCAGAAGAAAUGGACCACCUUCCUUAAAGCCCAGCUCCUGUGUUCGCUGCCUGACGAUGGCUUCCCCUUCAACAUCAUCCAGGACAUGUUUGUGUUGACGCCCAGCCCAGAAGACUGGAAGAACACUGUGUUCUACGGGGUCUUCACUUCACAGUGGUAUAAAGGGGCCUCUGGCAGCUCAGCAGUGUGUGCCUUCACCAUGGACCAGGUGGAGAGGGCCUUCAGCGGCCGUUACCGGGAGGUCAACCGGGAGACCCAGCAGUGGUACACCUACAACCACCCUAUCCCCGAGCCACAGCCUGGAGCGUGCAUCACUAAUGCAGUCCGGGAGCAGGGCAUCCCCUCCUCUCUGCAUAUGCCUGACAAGGUACUGAACUUCGUCAAGGACCACUUCCUGAUGGACAGUGUGAUCCGCAGCCAGCCCCUCCUGCUGAAACGCAGCAUCCGCUACACCCAGAUAGCUGUCCAACGGGUCCAGGCCAUCCACAAACACUACAAUGUGCUCUUCAUUGGAACAGAUGACGGGAGACUCCACAAAGCCAUUAAUGUCAACAACAAGAUGCACAUCAUUGAAGAGAUGGUGCUUUUCACUGACCCCCAGCCUGUACAACACAUUGAACUGGAUUCUGAAAAGGACCUGCUGUUUGUGUCCUCCUACUCUGGCCUGGUGGAGGUCCCUGUGGCGAACUGCUCCAACUACCAGAGCUGUGGAGAGUGUGUCCUGUCCAGAGACCCUUACUGUGCCUGGGAAGGGAGGCAGUGUCUGAAUGUCAGGCUGGCUCCACCAGAUAGCCACUGGCAGCAGGACGUGGACAAGGCAGACACAUCCGUUAUCUGCAAUAAGACACAGCCCAGCCCUCGCUUUGCUAAACCCCCACCCACACGGAUGUCUUCAUGCCAGGUGAUAAUGAUCCCAGCCAACAUGUUCAAAGUGCUGCCCUGUAAGCUGCGCUCCAACCUGGCUGAGAGGAGGUGGGAGUACAGUGAGAGUGCAGGUCACUUCCUGUACCCAAGUCCUGAGGGAGGUCUAGUGGUGGUGGCCCAGGCUGACAGACAGGAGACCUAUGAGUGCUGGUCAGUAGAGGAGGGCUUCAGGCAACUCCUGGCCAACUACUGUGUGAGGGGAGAGGCCAGGAAGGAGAGCACCACCCUCAUUGGCCGUUCACACACCCCUCUGGUCUCACAGGAGGAGCCAAUCAUCCUACCUGGAGAGACCCGCUCCCCACAGAUCAACACCAAGACCUACUGGAAUGAGCUCAUUGUAGUGUGUGCCCUGUUGGGCUUUUCCCUGGUGGUCUUUUCCCUGUUUGCGGUCUACAGGAACCACGACCGCAUGAAGUCCAUGCUAAAGGAGGGUGAGUGCCCCAACAUGCAGCAGAAGAAACCCAGGAUAGUGGUGAAUCCAGCAGAAAACUUGCCUCUGAAUGGCAACAGCACAGUGCCAGCGUCUGUGUCAGACCACAAGGGUUACCAGACCCUCAAUGACAACUACAUCUGCAGCACACCGCCGCACGAGUGCUCGUCACCAGACAACAGCAAGAGCUUCUCGGAGUCCGAAAAGAGGCCUCUGAACUUGAAGGAGAGCACUGUAGAGAUCUCGCCCAUCUGCCCGCGGCCUCGGGUGAGACUGGGCUCAGAGAUCAAAGACUCCAUUGUGUGAGGACGGCUUUGAUAAACUUGAGCAGGAGAUAAAACCCUAAUGUGGAGUGACUAACUAUUAGCCGUAAGGAAAGAGGGACUUAAAAUAAAAUAAAAACACAAAAGGAAGGAACACUGAAAAACGUUAACUUCUUUGCAGAGGGACAUUUCAUUACACUGCUUUUGCACUUUUGUUUUUUUUAUUUAGUCCCUGUGGUCAGUUCUCAUUUCCUUAUUGUCACUCCUCUUUCUCUGGUGCACCUGAAGCACAAUGAAGAGGAAGCUGAUACAGAUUGCCUUCAGACUACUGAAACUGUGGAAUGAUGCUUAUGGUGGACAUUGGACACAUACAGCUGAUAUUGUCCUUCUUAACAGUUUUUAUAUGUUGUUUUUAUGCAUUGCCACUCAGUCCGUCCAAAUGUUCUGUUGGCCUUGCGUUGAAAGUAGAGAGAUACUCUGUGGGUCCACAGCUGACCCUUAACUCUCCCACCUACAUCCACAGUUAGUGUGCGCUUAGCCCUGCACUGAGACAUUCGACAGACUCAGUGCAUGGAGGAUAGUAGAAUAACAAACAACCUCUAAUUCAAACACUAUAGUAAGUAGAUCAUUAGGCCUUUCACUGAUGACUUAGUUAUAACAGCAGUCUAAGAGAUAUUAAUUCAAAGUAGUUUAAACUGUGGAUAGACCUCAAUGCAGCAUAACCAGACAGACAUUAUAAUGGAAUCAACUGGUCAAGAGAGGGCUGAACAUCCCAGAGAGACAUGGAGAGGAACCAAUGAGGAAGGAAUUAAAGAGGUAGGGACCAACUGGCAUGAGGUGUGGAAAAAGAGCACACAACAGAAUAACAGAAUACUGGAGAGGUGUUAUUGUCGAGGUCCUCUGCUCUGCUCUGCUCCACCAGGAAUUUACAGGAUUAAGUCUUGAAUGACUAACAUGUCUUGUGAUGGAGGAUAGAGAAAAAACAACACUAUCCCCUCAAAUGGAGAGGGGUGUGUACAUCCCAAGGAAUUGGAGGAUAUGGUGCCUAAGUUAUGUGUUCGAUUGACAUUCAUUGGGUUGAAGUGUACCCCUGACAUUGGGGAAGACCCUAGACCAGGUAUUAACAUAUUAUUCAUUAUGGAGCCGACAGACUAUGCAAAGCACAUAAUGUAAAGUGGGGUGCAAGGUCACACCAAACGAGAAUCUCAUCUUGAGACUGUGCAGGCGCAUAUAGUGGCUUGCCAAAGUUUUCACCCCCCUUGGCAUUUUUCCUAUUUUGUUGCCUUACAACCUGGAAUUAAAAUGGAUUUUUGGGGG